UUCUCAAAUCAUUCUCUUUUUUCGCGAUUCUCGUAAUUAUUACUUCAAUUAUGUCAUAAUAAUCUCCAUCGCAAUUCGCUUAUGCUUGUAACAAUUAGCAAAAUCCAUAGUAGUGGUUUUUUCCAUUGAAACCAUUUAAUCUGUUUAGGUCGUAACAAAACUUAGAACUUUUCGCUAAUCAUGUCAAAGUGUUUGGAUCAGGAGUACCUUUUAUUACAUUUUUUCAUUUAUAGCUUAAAUUUAGGGACAAACCACUAAUGCUAAGUUUAUUAUAAAUUCACUUGUAUGUUUGGAGAUUAUACUGCUGUUACUGUGACCAAAUUCACUCUGUACAUUUUAUACUAAGGAUUUGUUUUUGCUCAUCUUUUGCAAUUUUGUUUUUAAACUUUUUCUCAAUUUAUGUUUUUUUUUAAUGUUUUACUGAUCCUGUCCUGCAUCCAAUGCUACAAAUCUGCGUUCUGGGGCUGUUCGUGUCUUCUUUACAGUACUUGCUGGGCUGGCUUUUAUGUUUUCAUCGAGCAUCUUGCUACAGAUUCUGGCAUGUGCAAUAUACAACAAUUGGUGGCCCAUGUUAUCAGCUCUGAUGUAUGUGCUGGUACCUAUGCCUUGCUUAUUCUUUGGAGGUGGGUCCACUCAAUUUCUAAUCAGUCGUGAUGGUGGGGGUUGGAUGGAUGCUGCAAAGUUUUUGACUGGAGCAUCAUCUAUGGGGAGCAUAGCCAUUCCUAUAAUCCUUAGGCAUGCACACAUGAUUGAGACCGGAGCAAUGCUCAUUGAGCUUGUAUCGUUCUUCAUAUUUAUAUGUACUGUUAUGUGUUUCCACCAAGCGAGCCUUGACGAUGAUUGGUAAUAACAAAUUCCAUUGUUAUUAUGUCCUGCUAGUCAUUAGGGAUUGUUAACAUAAAAAAGAAAACAAGGUACCGAGACUUAAUACAGCCAUGAAAACUGUAUCGUUCUUCGUAUUUAUAUGUUCUGUAAUGAAUAGCAAUAGCAAUUAGCAACUUAUAUGACUUCCUUUGGUUUACCUUUGUUUGUAGGGUGUGUAAGUAAAAACGUCAUUUAUGUAUAUCUUUUCUCGCCAAGGUGUGUGGAAAAAUAAAUAGCAUUUCAAUAUUUUUUUUUGAUAA
Medicago truncatula (barrel medic) is the source of this 1124-nucleotide messenger RNA. Its product is annotated as vacuolar protein sorting-associated protein 55 homolog. Gene Ontology annotation, cellular component: endosome. Gene Ontology annotation, biological process: late endosome to vacuole transport via multivesicular body sorting pathway. Bases 506 to 847 code for a protein of 113 amino acids. Lineage: Eukaryota; Viridiplantae; Streptophyta; Magnoliopsida; Fabales; Fabaceae. The record is from RefSeq and is a predicted model, not a curated record. The transcript is spliced from 5 exons.